This is a messenger RNA of Colletotrichum gloeosporioides, 4437 nucleotides long. RefSeq lists its product as uncharacterized. The record is from RefSeq and is a predicted model, not a curated record. The coding region runs from base 1 to 4437 and encodes 1478 amino acids. Gene Ontology annotation, molecular function: protein binding. The transcript has 3 exons. Lineage: Eukaryota; Fungi; Ascomycota; Sordariomycetes; Glomerellales; Glomerellaceae.
AUGACUAUGCCAAGUGCUGGAAAACAGCUCUCAUCUGAUGUCGAGAAACAGCUGUCAACUGACGAUCGCGAUGUCAAAGACCUUUGGCAGGAGGCCUUGAAAGGCUAUCAGGGCAUAGUCGGGUUCAGUUUGGAACGCAAAUUCGACAAUGCUCAGAGCAUGCUCGACUUUGGAACAGAACAAAUGAACAGAUUCCACAAGUUCAGACACGAUAAGGGCAAGGUUGAUCGCCUGAGAACCCUCCUUGCCUCUAAUCUGGACUACGUGGAAAAAGGCGCCAACCAGAUCAUCGAGGCAGCUUCGCCAGCUUUCCCCCCAGCCGCGGCUAUUGGGACGGCCUUGACCUACAUACUCCAGGCCUGUCGUUCAGUCUCAGCUGACUAUGACAUUGUCAUCGUUUUCUUCGAAGACAUGAACAGCUUUCUUCAACGUAUCAGCAUUCUUGAGGCACGACUUCCCCAGAAAAGGGCCUAUCAAAACUGCCUGAUGGAGGUAUUUACCUCGCUUCUCAACAUGUGCGGCUUCGCGCAAAAGUACAUCGAACUUGGUCGUUUCAAAAAAUGGAUUACCAACCUCUUUCAGGGAGAAGAUAGUGAGCUGGGGGGAGCAAGAGCCCUCAUGAACAAGAGAUUGGGUCAUCUCCAACAAGCCACGGAGUUUGCUAUUCUCGGAAACUCCGAGGAAACGCUCAAGAUGACCACACAGUUGGAUGAGAACCAACGAUCUCAUACCCAGAUGCUAGAGAGGUUCGAAAACACCAUGGACAGCAUCAACGAAAACACUGAGAACAUCAAGAACGAUGUCGCCAAGUUACUCAAGUUGUUUGGAGGACAAACGGAAGAAAGUCAGGCCAACAGUGAUCUGCUAGGCAGCGCAUCGUCUGCAAAGGGCGUCAUGGACGCUGAAGAAUCAGGAGGCGAGACACUAUCUGCCAGAGCCGUUCGAUACUUUAUACCAGUACUAGGAAGGAACAUCGAGGAGGAAUCUGAAGCCCUGAGGGAAACACUUCUGCCAGACUUUUGCAACUGGGUGUUUUCAGAGCCAAGCUGGAAUGAUUGGCUGGCAAUGAAGGACGGAGAACGUCCCGUUCUUGCAAUUACUGGCCAGCCUGGUAUCGGAAAGAGUCAUCUGGCAGUUGCCCUCUACGACAAGCUCGAAGAAAGGGCCAGAGAGGAUGAAACGGGACACACCUGUGUCGUUCACUUCUACUUUCGCGAGGAAGACGAAGUGUUUUGCUCUUUUCUCACCUGCAUGGCUUCAUUUGUCAUCCAGAUUGCAGAGACUAACAAUGCUGCUUGCGAAAAGCUGAAAGCACAGCUUGCGAGAGACGACAUCAACUUCAACAACCGCCUUUGGCAACACCUUGCAAAGUAUUUACUCAAGCCUCUCUUCGAGCAAAACUCCAAGUUCAAUCUCUUUAUUGUGCUGGAUGGAUUGGAUGAGACACGCGAUUGGAAUGCCUUCAAGGAGUUUCUGUCCAAGUUCGUCACACAGGAGGGGCUGAGAAUGUCGCUAGUGGUCACCUCUAGACCUGAACGCUUGGAAGAUUUUCCGACGGACGUCCGACUGCUUCAGAUUGAAGUGACCAAAGAAAAGCAGCGCCACGACUUUAAGUUGCUGAUAUGGCAUCGCAUAAAUUCUCUUGGUUGCCUGAAGAAAUUCUGCCGAUAUGUUAAGCAGCGGGUUGCCGUUGCGGUGGAGGAAUUGUCACCCAAACAUAUGCUCACCCGACUGGACAGUCUUGGCCGCGAGGGCGCAGUUUUGAAAGCACUUAAUCAGAAUAAGCCCGUUGACCUGAAUGACAUCUACGAAGGCUUAUUAUCAGAGUGUCGUCGCCGCACGCCAAUCAGUCACCAACAGAUUGCUGCCUCGAUACUUCAUUGGGUAGCUUUUGCUAAACGAAGACUGAAACUAAAUGAAGUUCAGUCUCUUCUGAGGCAUCUAUCACAGGAAGCAGACUUCACUUUUGAAGACAUACCUGAGUUCACGUCAAAAUUCCUCAAAGUAGCAGACACAGGCUACGACGCCGAAUUGCGAGCGAAGGCGCAAGCCAGCAAAGCCACUAUGGUUCAAGACUUGAAGCAGCAUGGCGACGACAAUGACGAUAUAUACGACGAUGGACCUCUUCCUGUGAAGUUUCAAGAACGAUCCAUGAGGCGUUACUUCACAGAUGGCCCGCACGCACCUUCAACAUUGCGUUGGGGACCUUCCGAAGCCCACCGUCGGAUCUUUUUGAGCAGCACGAAGCUGUUUCAACCUUCUCGGAUGGAUAUUGACAAGAACCUCCAGAACUAUUGCGCUAUAUUUCUGCUACAUCACUGGAGUAAUAUCCAGGUCGCUCAACAUACCCACCAGGAACAGGUUGAGGUCCUUGAGGCUUUUGCCGAGGCACUUAGCAAUAAGACUGGAUUUUCUAAGAUGAUGGGCAAGGUUGGAAUGACGUAUCGCUACGCAUCAACCACCGUCACUGAUCUCAGAAUCCAAGACUGGGCAAAGCUUGUGAAAAUUCAAGAAGUCAAGGAUAGUCUCAGUGAUUUUGCCGCGGAAUGGUGGUGUCGCGUUGAACAAGAUCCCGCCACCUUUCGUCUGGGCCUGGCCAAGGGUUAUCUUCGGGAACUGUAUCAGUCACUGAAUGUAGAAGAUGCUAUGAAGGCAUGGGAAUGCCUUCAGAGCAUCAUGCUAUUGAUCGGGAAAGGCAACCUUCUAAUGGAGCAAGGCCGUCUCAACUUUCCUGACGAUGUCAAAACAUGCGAUGAGACAGAAACGGUCUUUGAUGCGGCUAAGGCCAGCCUGGGUAUCUUGGGUCUCUUCGCACAAGACGUGACUCCGGAUGCAGGCGGUCAUCGCGCAACAGCUGAAGUUCUACUCAAGAUUGGGUAUUUGGGACCGGCUGAGAAGACUUGCAGAGCAGCCCUAAAGCUUUGCAGCCCAAGUAACCCUGAGUGGUACAGGGCUUCUUGUGUUCUGUGUGACAUAUUGUUACAAUCAAAAAGAAACGAAGAUGCUCACCAGUUCGCUGGUGCUGCAGUCUCUCAGCUCUGGAUAGCGGAGAUUCCUGGACAUCUAAAGCGUGCCGUGUGUACUACGUACGCCAGAGCUCAAUCAGAAUUGCGUAACUUUGACUCAGCGCUUCAGCACUAUACCGAGGCUAGGGACUCCGAUCCCGAAGGCGUCACCCCAUCAUCCGAUCUUGUUGCAGAGUUGGAUGUCUUCUACCAAAAGGCAGAUCAAGCCGGUUAUAUCCAGGCUUUGAAGAGCUGGACCCUCCUGGAAAGGAUCACCUGGUUGGCGUCCGAUUACGCGACAGAAGGAGAAGAUCGAGUUGCUCUACUUUGUGACAUUGCCGUGCAAACCGGUGAAAAGCAAUUCGUUGUUGAUUUUUACGAACAAGUGGUUGCCUUCUUAGACAACCUCGACGCCGCCACACCUCUUCGCCUAGAUCUUGCUGUUGUGUACUUCGAGGCCUGCAAAGAUGCCGAGAAGGCUCUCAAUAACUUGGACGAUAUAUUCGACAGCAAUGACACGGUCUUCGUUUACCCCAUCACAUCUGUCACUCCAGGGUGGGUGUUUCGUAUGGCGUUGACUCUGAUGACAAAUGUUCAGGUAGAACUCUUUCGGCAGUCGAGGGACCCGGUCUACAAAGCAGAACGCCUCCAAUCUCUCGCCAGCCUCAUGGAACGCCCAUUGUCACUACAUAUCCCACACAUAUCCCCAAUCGCUACUAUAUCGCACAGGAUCGGCUUGUCUUACAUGUACUGGGUCAUGGGGCCCAAAGCGACAUUCGAAGAAACGCUGCGAAAGUUAUUCAAAGAAAGCUUCGACGCUCUGAGUGAUUCCAUCAAAUGGAAUGAUGGUACGUAUGUGUGGACACUUACACAGGCGCUGGCGCUUCUAAGUCGAGCGUUGGGAAAUGACGACACGCUCCGCCGCUACGCUCGUAUCGUUGGUUCUGCUCUAUUGUCACGACUUACCAAGUCCCCAGAGGAAAAUGAGUCAGCGGGUGGCAAGCAAAGAGCUAGUCAUAUACCGGAAGGAGAUGAGCAUGGGUCGGAAGGCAGCUCCCCUGAAGACGAGGGAGACUUGCUGAGUGACCCAGGGUACACGUGCGGAGGCUUUUGUUCCCCAGCCCGACCCUUUCGGCGGUGGGGAGAUGGCUCGGCGUACUUGUACAUCACUUUUGAGACGGGUAUGAUUUGCGAAGAGUGCCAAACGGAAUACGAAGCUGUGAAGCGCGGCGAAAGAACAGGCAAAGUACGAUACUUCCACGGCAUAGGGCACGACUAUGUCAAGCUUCCCGUCGAGGGCUGGCGGGGUGUCAAAAAUGGACUGUUGAGGUUGGAUGGCGAAGAGCCAGUGGCAUUCAGUAGUUUCUUGAAGAAGCUUCAGACGGAGGUCAUCGAGAAUGCGUGGGAUCGCCUUUGGUCUGGAGAGGCGUAG